AUGGGCGGCGAGCAGGAGGCAGCCUGCUCGAUGAUGGCCAUGGCUGGGGUCCCUGGCACCACGCCGCCUCAGAACAAGGGUACCUUCAAAGAUGUACUGGACCGGUUGGGCGUGAACAAUAUACUUGGCGUAAGGGGCAGUGACGAUGUUGCCUGCAGAGGCCCUGCCGACAAGACCUUGGUCAAGUGUGAGGUGCCUCCAGAGUCUCAGAUGUUGCGGAUGGAGUGCACGCCAGAGGGAACUGGUGAAGAUGUGGAUGCAAUGAAGGAGAAUCGAGCUGGCUCGAUCGUUGACCGUUUUUUGAUGCGAGAUGUGGCGAGUUUCCAUGCACAGCUGAUGCAGAAUGCUGGCUCCCAGUGCUACUGGCAGCCCAUGCCUGUGUCUCAUUCGGGUUCGGAGGGGCAGCCCUCUGCAGAAAGGGUGGAUUCCCUGAGUCAAUGGCUGCCUGUGUCCCCUUCGACAACAGACACACCGACAUCUGCGUUGGGUGGAGGGUUCCAGUUCCAUUUCCCUGGUGAGCCAAUGUGGCUCACAGACAUUGGGGGCAACCACAUUCCCCCAGCGUAUGUGCUUGGUGAUGUUUCCAGAUCGUCUGGCAGCAUGGAUCACCAGGUCGUGUUAUCGUCCCCGAUUUCGAGCCAGUGCAUUGCCAGGGCCAAUUCUGGGUGGUCUCAACAGCACAUUCCCCACAAGGGACUGGACUGUUGGCCAAAGCCGGAGGAGGACUCGGGCCCAAAAGAUCCCAGGCUGGCAGCGAUGGGUCGCGCGAAGGAGGAGCCAGCAGCGCCGCCUGCAGCAGUCCUCCUUGAGGCCGACCUUGCCCCCAGCAGGGUUCCAUGGCCAUUUUCCAGCGACCCUCGAGCCUCAAACAAGGACCCUUGGUUGCCCGUCAGCGUGGACGGCGACCUAUUUUCCAAAAUGACCAUGGUGGGCCCCAUGGGCUGGUCGUCUUUGACAGGGGCUACGCUGAUGUCGGCAGCAGAGGUGGAGGCCCAGGAGGCUGCCCUGAGGUUGCUGAUGCAGCAGUCAAGUGACUCUAGGCGAGGCCGUGGACGUGGACGUGGGCGUGGCCGCGGACGUGGCCGCGGUCGUGGCCGGGGCAGGGGCCGGGGUGAAGUUGGGGUGGGGUCGAAGAGGUCAGCCAGGCAGGGUGCGGGCGCGCGGCUCGCAUCACUUGUGACUCAGGAGGCCAAGAGUCUGCAGGUGAUGGAACGUGAGGCCGCAGAGGCCAGGAAGGAUGCAGAACGGGCUGCCAUGCUCGAAAGAGCAAUGGCAAAGAUGGCAAGGCAAGCUGCUGCUGCGGCUGGUGACUUGCCAGCUUUGGUGGCCUGCACGAAGAAGAGAGGCCGGCCACCAAAGUGGUUGGCAGAGAUAAUGCAGGCACUCAAGAAGGGGGGAGCAACUCCCGCUCUGCAGAGCUCCAGCCAAGAAGACCACACCACAGCCGAGCCAGCUUGUCCAUGGACCAUCCCCAGGAGUGUGCGAAAACCAAAGAGCCACCAGCCGAUGCCAGAUUCGAAGUCAGAGGCUGGAUCAGACUCUGAUGAGAAUAUGGAGUUGCUGUAUGGUUGUCCUUCCUGCGAUUUCAACUGGACUGGGUGCCAAAAAUGCCUUGAUAUGAAGCCUCUGGCGAGCCGUCCUGAAUCAAGAUACAAUCCCAAACAGGCACGAAUUGUGGACGUGCCAAGUGCGCCAGUUUACCAUCCAACAGAAGAGGAGUUCAGUGAUCCGAUGAAGUACAUUUCCACAAUCCGCCCGGAGGCUGAAAAGCAUGGCAUAUGCAUGAUUGUUCCCCCUCAACCGUGGGACCCUCCUUUCAACUUGAAGGACGACCUGGACGGGAAACAGCAGGACUUCAAGUUCUGCCCAAAGGUCCAGUCGACGAACAGCCUGUGCGUGCGGCCGCCGGACCUCUGCAGCCCGUCGUCCAGCAGGUCGGGCAGCGAAGACGACGACGACGGGGGGGACUACUUCGGCUUCGCCCAGCUCGACGAGGCGCACACGCUGAAGUCCUUCCUGUCGUACGCAACGUGGGCCAAGAAGUCUCACUUUUCCGCCGGCGGCGCGACGAAUCGAGGAGACGAACCGGCCGAACAAGCGGCGAACCGGGCAGACAAGUCGACGGUGCAGACGGCGGCAGGGGCAGGCGACCCGUCGGCACAAGUGACGAACGGAGCAAGCGAACCAACCAUACGAACCGUACUGGCGACGGAAGGGGCGCACGAACCGUCGGUAGGAGCGACGGACGGAGCGAACGAACCGACUGUGCUGGCGACAGAAGGGGCAGACGAACCUGCGGCAGGAGCGACGAAUGGGGCAGACGAACCGGCAGGGCAGGCGACGGAAGGGGCAGGCGCGGCGGUGGUGGAGGCUGGAAAGGGGACAUGGGAGCCCUCUGUGCAGGACAUCGAGGGGGAAUUCUGGAGGAUCGUCGAGGCGGCGGGGAAAGGGGAGGAGGUGGAGGCACUUUACGGAUCUGACUUGGACUCUGGAUCGCUGGGCAGUGGUUUUCCCAGGGCCCCCGGGCCCGGUGAGUCGACAGAAGACUGCGACACGGAUGCCGUGAUGUCGUACAGGCAUCAUCCCUGGAACAUUAACCGUUGGCCCCAGUGCCGCGAGUCAGUGCUGAAGCAUGUGGUGGGCGAUGAGCCCAUCACAGGUGUCAUGGUGCCCUGGCUGUAUGUGGGCUCCUGCCUUUCGGCGUUCUGUUGGCACAUUGAGGACCAUGCGCUGUACAGCGUAAACUACAUGCACACAGGUGCAACCAAAGUCUGGUAUGGCGUGCCAGGGCAUGCAGUGGAGCAAUUCGAGGCUGCGAUGCGGGAUGCACUUCCACACUUGUUUGAGGUGGACACGAACCUGUUGCACAGGCUCGUGACACACCUAUCACCAGCAGAGCUGCAGGCGCGGGGUGUGCCUGUAGUCAGGGUGGAGCAGAAUCCUGGCAAUUUUGUCCUCACCUUCCCAAAUGCCUACCAUGGUGGUUUCAACUGUGGCUUCAACGUUGCAGAGGCGGUCAAUUUCGCAGCCCCCGACUGGCUGCCCCAUGGGUCUGACAUUAUUCUCAAGUACAGGCAGCAGAACCACAAGACCACGUUCUCGCAUGACGCGCUGCUGCUGUCCCUUGUCGCUGCAGCAACUACCCAGGAGCACGAUGCGGAUGUCCUAGAGAGCAACUGUUCCCAUGAGCCACAUUGCAAUAAAAAUGCGACUUGUGGUGGGGUCAGUGGCAGUGGUGAGGCUGUGAAGGGGGACAGUGGUGCUGGGCUGGGUGCAGUGCAAAAGCCGAGCUUGGGUUCAUUCUUGGAUGAACAAUUGGUUGCUGAUCCACGGAGGCAAGGUGGAGCUGCGGAUUCUAUUCACACCUUUGGGGUUCACAACAAUCGCUGCGCUGAGCCUGAUGGACCAUCCUCGAGGCCCCUAGCAAAUGGUUGUGCUUUUGCUCAAGGUGUCAGUGUGGGAUGCAAGAAACCUGCUACCCAAGAUGUGUGUCCCCUAACGAUCAAGUAUGGCAUUGGGGAACUGGUUGUCAGGAUUGCAGAGGAAACCCGUCGUCGUAACGUGGCCAAGGAUGUGGGGAUUGACAAGGAAAGGAGGAUGUCAGGGGAGCUAUAUGAGAAAGACGACACUGGUAUCCACAUGAACACCAUGGACGUUGAUUGUGGGCUUUGCAAGGGCGACCUGUAUUUGUCUUCUGUUGUUUCUCCUGUUGCCCCUGGAGUUGCUGUGUGCCCGGACCAUGCAAGUCUCCUCCCUGGGCAUCGUGUUCUAUUGUAUAGGCACACCAUCGAUGAGUUGCAGUCCAUGGUGGCCACUGCCCUCGCAGUGUUCCCAGACGCCGCAUCCUUCAUCGAGGCUGCCCAGGAGCGCGCCUCUGCCUCUCGGCCAACCUCCAUCUGCAAGAUGGGCCCCCUGUACCAACUUGACGAGCUCGAGCCCUUAGAAGCUGCCAAGCCGCCAAAGAGGGGUCCGCCAGGCCCCCUGGAGUCGCCAGACUCCAAGCGGGUGCGCAAGGUGCCAACCCUUGUUGAGAACACAGCCGGUGGCGUUGUGAGUGACAAGUGUGGCCAUUUCCCUGUGCAGAAUGGCGUGGCGAUGGCUGUGCCCCGCCCACAGGUUGCCCUUGGCAUGCUGGCAGAUUUGAGCACCGCUCCGCCGGCUUUGGCAAUGCCUCGGGUGCAGAAAGGGUGCACUCAUGGGAGGGGAGAGGAUUUCGGGGAGGGCAGCCAGAGAGCAACUUCUGAGGAUGGGUCGGAGCCACAGCGCACGUAG
Messenger RNA from Ostreobium quekettii, 4272 nucleotides. NCBI's taxonomy places the organism in Eukaryota, Viridiplantae, Chlorophyta, Ulvophyceae, Bryopsidales, Ostreobiaceae. The record is from the annotation of a GenBank genome assembly.